Molecule: messenger RNA, 877 nt
Organism: Moneuplotes crassus
Lineage: Eukaryota; Ciliophora; Spirotrichea; Euplotida; Euplotidae
Source: the annotation of a GenBank genome assembly
AUGCUUUUUGGAAAGAAAAAGACACAUAAGAAGGAUAAGACAGGCAAGAAAACCCUCCUUACUGAUGAAGAGCAGGCCAACCCCUCUGAUGGGCUCCAACAGCCUGAUUAUGAGAAGCCUAGGCCAAGAGGAAUAACCCGAUUCUGCAAGGUAAGGUAUUACCAGAAGUUCUUUAAUGUAUCAACAAAAGAAGUUGUUAGGAGGGUCCUUUUGGCAAUGAUGCCGUUUAACACGACGCCUAUCUUCCCUAAUGGGAAACCAGAUCUGUACGGACCACUAUGGAUCUACAUCUGUUUGUCAAUAUGCAUAGUCAUAUGUGGUCAUUUUUCAAAUGUUAUGGACUUUGAAUUCAUUGACAAUCAUCCUCCCAAACUUCAGUAUGAAGCUCAGAUGAGGAAGAUCACCAAACUAUGGUUCAUGACUUCUUUCUAUUUCUUUGUAGUCCCAUUGAUUAUCCACGGGAUAUGCUUCUUCUUUGGGAGCGGAUCUCCAGGGUACCAGAGAACACUGGCCAUUUAUGGAUACAGUUUUGCUAUAUUCAUCCCUGCUACCGUAAUACUGGUUCCUCCCAUCGAAUACCUCAGGUAUGCCACCCUUGGAGUGGCUGGUUUCAUCAGUCUCUUGUUUAUAAGUAAAGAGCUCAUGGAUGCAGGCAAGAAGUAUUUGGAGCAGAAAUGGGUCACUGCCAUUGCAAUCAUGUGAGCAAUCCUGCACAUUAUAUUCUGCCUCAUGCUCAAGUUCUAUUAUUUUGAUUAAGAAGUAAGCUUUCAAGUACUCGUUUUGAUCAGAUUACUGGCUCUUCUGGCUUCUUUCAGAAGUCUGGGAAAUUUUAAAUUUCCAGUAGAUUUUUAUCAACAAUUUUGGUUUUAUAAGAUUC